Messenger RNA from Dermatophagoides pteronyssinus (European house dust mite), 370 nucleotides. RefSeq lists its product as uncharacterized. Gene Ontology annotation, molecular function: structural constituent of chitin-based larval cuticle. The record is from RefSeq and is a predicted model, not a curated record. Lineage: Eukaryota; Metazoa; Arthropoda; Arachnida; Sarcoptiformes; Pyroglyphidae. Gene Ontology annotation, cellular component: chitin-based extracellular matrix.
CCUCAUCCAUAUAAAUUUGGUUACGAAAUUGAAGAUGGUUAUGGUGGAAAAAAUUCACGCCAUGAAUCCGGUGAUGAUUAUGGCAAUGUGCAUGGAACAUAUGCAUUACAUGAUAAAGAUGGUCGUAAACGUAUUGUAGAAUAUGUUGCUGAUAAAAAAGGUUUUCGUGCUAAAAUACAUUCAAAUGAACCUGGAUUACAAUCACAUCAUGCAGCACAUGCACAUUAUGAUGUUGAACAUCAUGGUUAUCAUGGUGGUGGAUAUGAUGAUCAUCAUGGUAAAGGCGGCGGUGGUGGUGGUGGUGGCGAUGAUGAUGGUUAUGGCUAUCAUCAUGAAGAAAGACAUUAUAAAUAAUAGAUUUAAAUUGAAC